This is a messenger RNA of Pungitius pungitius (ninespine stickleback), 2565 nucleotides long. RefSeq names its product SH3 domain binding kinase family, member 3 (gene sbk3). Gene Ontology annotation, molecular function: protein serine/threonine kinase activity; ATP binding. NCBI's taxonomy places the organism in Eukaryota, Metazoa, Chordata, Actinopteri, Perciformes, Gasterosteidae. The record is from RefSeq and is a predicted model, not a curated record. The transcript is spliced from 4 exons. Bases 258 to 1451 code for a protein of 397 amino acids. Gene Ontology annotation, biological process: peptidyl-serine phosphorylation; peptidyl-threonine phosphorylation.
UGUUUGCAUAACAGGAGAGUAGCCGAGAUAGAGGGAGCUGGCACAAGGGAAGGAAAAGCGAGGGAGGGGGUCCAGUUGGUGCGUCUCACGGGGAGGAAGCACACAGUCAAUAACCAGGUCUCCUGCAAACAUCCAUGCGCCUACCUCUAUAAAGCUGCCGUGCUCCUGAAAGGACCCACAAAGCAAAGGGGAAAAUAUCAGCUUCAAUUCAAGUUGAGCUUCGGCACAGAGCUGCUGUGAGAGUUUGUCAGGAGUUCAUGUCUUCAGAUGACGAAAAGAGUCCAGAAAAAGUAAACCGAUAUCAACCAAGUGAACCGAAAAUGGCUGCUGCAGCAGCUCUAGAACUGGACGAGCGCUGCUUUCUGUCGGCGCAGUCGAUGCCCAAUCUGAAGGUAUCCGAUCACUUCCAGGUGGUGAAGCUCCUGGGAGAGGGAUCCUACGGAAAGGUCAUGUUAGCCGUACACAGAAAGAGAGGAACCCCGAUGGCUCUGAAGUUCUUCCCUCGUCAGUCCACCUCGCUCACCUCUUUCCUGCGUGAAUACAAUCUCUCACUUUCCUACUGCACCCAUCCGUCUCUGACAAGGGCCAUUGGCAUCUUCUUUUCCACGCCGUCCUACUACGUCUUUGCCCAGCAAGCUGGUCUAUACGGCGACCUCUACAGCGUAAUUGUGUCAGAGGUGGGGGUGGACGAAGAGUGUGUCCAGAGGCUGAUGUCCCAGCUGAGCGGUGCCGUCACACAUCUCCACACCCUGGGCUUUGUCCACCGCGACAUCAAGCCGGAGAACAUCUUCCUGUGCGACAGUUCCUGUCGUUGGGUCAAACUGGGGGACUUUGGCCUCUCCCGGGCCAUCGGCGCCACUGUUCGUGGCGUCUGGUACGAGUCUCCCUUUUGCACCCCCGAGGUGGAACCCGUCAAGGUUGCUCAGAAGGAGAAGGACUGGGAUGGGAGCGAGGAGGAGCCGGAGGACACUUGGAUAACGGUGGAGCCGUGUAUUGACAGCUGGGCCCUCGGCGUGCUCGUCUAUUGCCUCCUAACCGGCUGCUUCCCCUGGGAGGAGAGCACCCACGACGACCGCGGCUAUCGGAGAUUCAAGGAGUGGUUCGACCGAGAAGCUGUAAAGGAGGAGAAGGUGAAAGAUGGGGAGUGGAGGGGUCAGGAGGAAAUAGACAGCUACGCCGUCAUGAAGGAGAACCAAAGGGAAAACCCUCCUCCUUCACAGUUUGAGGGCCUCAGCCCGCUGGUGAUGACUCUUUUGAAGGAGCUGCUCCAUCCUGAGCCCAAACACAGAGGGAGCCCCGAGGAGAUCCUGAGCUACCUGGGAGGGCCGUGGCUGAUUGAAACCGAGAUCGAGGAGAAGAGGAAGGCCGACGAGGCAGAGAAGGAGGCCAGAAAAAUAAGAGAGGGAGGGGUAGAAGAAGAGCUGGUGAGGGAAGGAAGAGGGGAGAGAUAAGAUGUGGAUCUGUUUUUUUAUGGGUAAAUAUUUAGAUCCAAUAAAAAGAUAUAUUCUACAAGGUGGAAUAUUUUCAUAUCUUUUGGUUAGGAGCGGGCAAGUUAACAUGUUAACGACAAUUAUUUUAUACAGUAUUAAUGCAGAUUUUUAAAUUCAUUAUUAGUAUUCUGAAAGUCUGUUGCUCAUGUUGAUGUUGAUCAGUUUCACGCGUCUCUACAAAUGAGAGCAUUUGGGGGCGGAACUAAGACGGAUGCUGCGCUCACCUGAACCCAAACAGAAAAGAUGGAGACGGGUACCGAACUCUUUGAUGAACAGUUUCCUUUUAAAGCUCUCCCAGACGGCGGGUCGACAGAACUGAAAGUUAUCUUUAGCCUGCAUCACCAAAGGUGUGUUUCUUUUUCCUUUUUCUGGACUGAGAUUCUCCAUAUGAAAUCCAGUACGUGGACUUCCCAGACUAAAAAGUCUCCUGCACAGAGAAUCCCAGCUGUUACUUAGUGCUGGACCACCUAACAGGGACACUUGCUGCUCCCUGAGCAAAGAAACAUGCUGCUGCUGCUACCUGUUCAGGUUCAUGAAUGUUAACUUGCCUGUCAUAAUGUUAUGAUUGGGGCUCUGGACUCGGAGGGUAACUUGUUUUUCUAUAACAAACUAGAUAAAACGUUAAUGUCCUGGCAGUGGCAAAUAGCUAGGGUUUUAUAUUUGAUUUGAUUACAGUGAAGUUGAGAUGAGAAAUAUUAGAACUGCUACUGUAAAAAGGGAAUGCUGCUGUAAAAAAGCACCUUAUUUGUUUAGUGUUUAGUUUUUUGCACUUUUGUUAAUAUAUAGCAGUACUUAAAAAAUACAACUGCGCAAUAUUUUUGAAUUCAUUGUUGAAUCUUGCAAAUAACAAUGCGAUUUACAACAUUAAUUACAGAAAAUUAUGUAAUUAUUUGGGAUUCAAAAUUGUAACUGUCCAGCACUACUUUUUGUAUCAAUAUCCUUAUCAAAAUUACCACUUUCGUUGUAAUUGUCUAUUGUGCCGUGUAUAUGAAUAUGCGAGUCAAUGGAAAAUGCAAGGAAUGGUUGAAACUAAAACAGUGCCUUUAAUUAUCUGUAUUGCCAUUGUUACAAAAUA